This is a messenger RNA of Oenanthe melanoleuca, 4197 nucleotides long. It is a transcript of the gene GK, whose product is annotated as glycerol kinase. Gene Ontology annotation, molecular function: glycerol kinase activity. Gene Ontology annotation, cellular component: mitochondrion. The transcript has 20 exons. The coding region runs from base 128 to 1777 and encodes 549 amino acids. Gene Ontology annotation, biological process: triglyceride metabolic process; glycerol-3-phosphate biosynthetic process; glycerol metabolic process. The record is from RefSeq and is a predicted model, not a curated record. NCBI's taxonomy places the organism in Eukaryota, Metazoa, Chordata, Aves, Passeriformes, Muscicapidae.
CGAGGCAGCGCCCCCCGCCCCGCCCCUCCCGCCGGCUUCACCCCGGCCGCCACGCGCCGCCGGCCGCGAGCUGCCCGCGCGGCGCCGGCGCGGCAGUUACGGAGCGGAGCGGGCGCUGAGGGGCCCCAUGGCCGCGUCGCUGGGGCCGCUGGUGGGAGCCAUCGACCAGGGCACCAGCUCCACCCGCUUCCUGGUUUUCAAUGCAGAAACAGCAGAGCUCUUGAGUCACCAUCAAGUGGAAAUAAAGCAAGAAUUCCCUAGAGAAGGAUGGGUGGAACAAGAUCCAAUGGAAAUAUUAAACUCUGUCUACGAAUGUGUGGAAAAGACCUGUGAGAAAAUGAAAGAACUGAACAUAGACAUCUCUAACAUAAGAGCCAUUGGAGUCACCAAUCAGAGAGAAACAACAGUGGUUUGGGACAAGACAACUGGAGAACCUCUUUAUAAUGCUAUUGUGUGGCUUGACCUGAGAACCCAGUCAACAGUUGAACAUCUUCUUGAUAAAAUUCCAGGGAGAAACAAAUCUUUUUCUAAGUUUAAGACUGGUCUUCCACUUAGCACUUAUUUUAGUGCAGUGAAACUUCGGUGGCUUUUGGAUAAUGUGGAAGAGAUCAAGCAAGCGGUUGAGGAACAAAGAGCUAUGUUUGGGACUAUUGAUUCAUGGCUUAUAUGGAGUUUGACAGGUGGAAAGGAUGGAGGCAUUCACUGUACAGACGUCACCAAUGCCAGUAGAACGAUGUUGUUCAACAUUCAUUCCUUGGAAUGGGAUCCUGAGCUCUGCCAGUUCUUUGAUAUUCCUAUGGAAAUACUUCCAACUGUACGAAGCUCCUCUGAGAUUUAUGGUGUGAUGGAAUCUGGAGCUUUGACAGGUGUACCAAUUUCUGGGUGCUUGGGUGACCAGUCUGCUGCUCUUGUUGGACAAAUGUGUUUUAAAGAUGGGCAAGCAAAAAACACGUAUGGAACAGGUUGUUUCUUGCUGUGCAACACAGGUCAGAAGUCUGUGUUUUCUGAGCAUGGUCUUCUAACCACAAUAGCUUACAAAAUGGGCAGAAACAACCCUCCUUUUUAUGCACUAGAGGGAUCUGUUGCAAUAGCUGGAGCUGUUGUUCGUUGGCUGAGGGACAAUCUGGGUAUUGCUCAGUCUUCACAGGAAGUUGAAGAACUGGCUGCAGAGGUGGGAACUUCUUAUGGCUGCUACUUUGUGCCAGCAUUUUCAGGACUGUAUGCACCAUACUGGGAACCCAGUGCAAGGGGUAUCAUUUGUGGCCUUACUCAGUUUACAAAUAAGAAUCACAUUGCCUUUGCUGCACUAGAAGCAGUCUGCUUUCAAACACGAGAGAUUCUAGAUGCCAUGAACAAGGACUGUGGGAUGCCACUAAAUCAGUUACAAGUAGAUGGAGGAAUGACCAAUAACAAAAUCCUCAUGCAACUCCAAGCAGACAUUCUCUGUAUUCCAGUAGUAAAGCCAUCAAUGCCUGAAACAACAGCUUUAGGAGCUGCUAUGGCAGCAGGAGCUGCAGAAGGUGUUGAAGUUUGGAGUCUGAAUCCUGGAGAUUUGACAACAGUGACAUGUGAACGAUUUGAACCACAGAUCAACCCAGAGGAAAGUGAAUAUCGCUAUGCCAGAUGGAAGAAAGCUGUGAUGAAGUCUAUGGGAUGGGAGAAAUCUGAAACUCAUUCAAAAGGUGACAUUAGUGUCUUCUAUAGUCUGCCUAUGAUUUUUUUUGUUAUGACUAGCAUGGUAAUGUUAAUCGCAUCAAAGUACGUCUCAGGUAAAUGAGGCUACUUAGUGGACUCACUGGAUGCAGCUGAUUUUUAUGUUUCACUUUGUUUUGUUGUCUGAAGAGAUUCCAGCACCAUCGUGAUUCUGCUACCUUUGUGGCUCAAUCUAUUCAUGAAUCCAUCUGUCACCUGCAUAACUUCCCAGUGGUGCACUGAAAAUUCAGUCUUCAGCCCUUCAUUACUCUGUCCCUUUACCCAAAUCAGCUGCAAAUGCACUGGAAGCCUUUGCAUGGACUAUCUCACAUCAUCCUAUAAAAUUUCAAAAGCUCUAACGUUGUCUGAGAAAGUUGUAUGAAAAAAACCUGUAAUCUCUGAGGUAAUGAUGGCAGAUGUUUUAGCUGUCCUUUUCAGGAGUUUGGUACUUCAUGCACACACUUGAGAAAGUUAACGAUGCACUACGGAACUGUGUAAACACCUUACAAUUCUUCCAGCUGUUGUGAAUUACUUUUCAUAUGCCAAUGGUUGCCAAAGAUGUUUUAUUGUAGUUGCCACUGGUUUGAAACACCUUCAAUGGUACAAACCUUUCAAACACUAGCCCAAGAUGGAUUAGCAUAGCACACAUUGCCACUGGUUUGGCAAUGAGGAGUUUGCUGCUAUGGUCUGCUGAGCAUUGCUGAAGCAUUCAGUUUUAAGGUUAAAAAGUUUGGUUUGGCUCUGGCACAUGUAGUCGCUUGGCCCGUCAGAAGUAUAUAUGACACCAAGUCCUGUAGUUGUACCUUUAAAGAGAUGAGAGAAAAUAGUGUUUUGAUUAAGGCCACGUUUCAUUUUGUGGUUUUGUACUAGCUUGGGAGGACAAGUUUGAUGCAGCAUGCUAUUGACAGGACAGCUGCUUGGUCCUCAGCAACUGAUAACUCUUCAAACUACUCUGUACAGUGCCCUUUUCUUGACCAACACUGCAUAUAUCCUGUCAUCCUGCUUAAGUGACCAUUUGUUAAACUUUAGAAAGUUGAAGCUAACUUAGUUUUCAUUAGAGGGUCCAUUCCAAACUAAGUAUCAGUGCUUUAGUUCUUGAUUUCAUUUAGUAUAUCUCAGGGACCAAAAUCUCCCUUUCAAUUUCCAUGUCCAUAGUUUUAACUGCAAGUUGUUGCAAUAUAUGCUGGGACAAUCCAAAACUCUGUCUUGGUAGAGUAACUACUGGCACCUGACAUGGGCCACUGGAAUUUACAGACAAUGGUGACGACUGAAUCCCAUCCACUUUGAAAUCUUUUGUUUUCCCCAUGAAAGGAGUGAAGCAAUAACCUUAUCUUCAGCUUUCCUGUGUGUACCAACAGCAUCUCAAAUGCCAGCCUUAUUGGCUAGGUCAAGGAAAAGGUGUUCUUGUGUAGUGAGGUUGGAUCAGUAUGGAAUGGCAGCAAGGUUAAAUGUGGGAAUAACACAGAGAAUUUCAAAGUUGUGUUUAAAUGCACUAGGAGUUAAAGGGAGAGGUUUUUUGUGUGCAUUUGCUUUUAAAGAUUUUUGUCUUUAACAAAGUUUUUCUUUGAUUAGAGGCUUAGUUUUUAAAAGGAUGUUAUAUAUGUCUGAAGCAAUGAAUUGCACAGAAGUUCAGGUCUGUACAAUAUAUUUAAUAUCAAAUGCAUAUUAAUUGCCUUUUUAUUGUCAAGUGCAAUGACUUUUGAAAAUGUGACUUUUAACUUAGAAGACAGAGAAAGAACAUUUUUCGUCCUGUGGUUGCAUGUAUAACUUCAGCAGAGAGAAGGGAUUUUGUACAUAAGUGAAAAUGUAACAUCAUCAUUCAAAUGCUGUCUCUCCUGUAAAUACUCACACGUGAAGUGUGACAGCCAAAACUUCUGGUGUUUCCAGUUUGUAUUGGAGAGAUAAAGAGUGAAAAAAGAAUAUGAUCCCAUAGAAAAGUUUUCAUACUCCUUACCUUUACUCUGAGCUGUUUCUGAUCCCACUGUACCUUGAAGAAGAGGAGUGGAGCAGCCUGUGGAGCACAGGGAGUAGGGGCAGAACACACCUCAAACUCUGGACUUUUUAAUAUGACCUUUGACUCUUGCCAAAACCACUGAAGUGCUGAACCUGGGAACGAAUAAUGCUGAAGUGUUGCCUUUGCCCAUGAUAAAUGUGGCAGGGGGAAAGCUUGUACCUAACAAGUAGGAGAGGGAAUUUUUGCUGCUUUUCUGACUUAUCUUUUACUGGGAAACACAAUUCUUAUUAAUUUUUCACUGAGUAAGGAUCAAUAUUUUAUUUUCAAUUGCUGUUGCAAAUGUUUUUUAAGAGUUUCACAUCACUGUUAACUUUCUACCAACAUAGUUGAAAUAUAUUGUAAACUGCUUGUUGGCGGGGAGGGGACAAACUGUUUAAGUUAGCUUUUUGUGAAGCUGUGAUUAUUUUUUUUUUUUUUUAUGAAUUACCAGUUUAUAAAUUCUUAAUUGAGAAAUACAUUAACCUGGUAUUAAAGUACCAUAAAUGAAUUGA